Molecule: messenger RNA, 5194 nt
Organism: Ctenopharyngodon idella (grass carp)
Lineage: Eukaryota; Metazoa; Chordata; Actinopteri; Cypriniformes; Xenocyprididae
Gene: grm7
Product: metabotropic glutamate receptor 7
Exons: 12
Coding region: 882-3683 (933 amino acids)
Biological process (GO): G protein-coupled glutamate receptor signaling pathway; regulation of synaptic transmission, glutamatergic
Cellular component (GO): membrane
Molecular function (GO): group III metabotropic glutamate receptor activity
Source: RefSeq, a predicted model, not a curated record
UCUCUUGCUGCUUAACGAUUAAUCGCUGUCUUUAACGACUACAUCGCUUUAUUAUUCGCGUCUCAUGCAGGAGCGUAUUUUCUUUGAGGGCUGACCAGGAUGAGUAACACGACAUCGAUCGUGCGUUGAGUCAUUUGACAGAUCCAUAUUUGAUUCUGGGUGGAGAGAGAAAGAGAGAGGGAGAGCGAAAGAGAGAGGAGGAGACACACGGGCUGUCUUCUUGUCUCUUGUGAGGAUUUUUGCAAGACUAAAAGACGUAUUAUCGCCUAAGCUUUCUUUAUUUCUCUCAAAUGUAAUGAGCAGAACCUGCUCCAAACGAAAAGCCUCAGCGAAGUCCGCGACGGGAGGAUGUUAAGGAUAUCUCACCUGACAUCGAUUUUCAGCAACAUUUUUCUCUGACCGUUAUACGCGACGCGUUAUUCUGAACGAAAACUUUUUGCCGCCUUAAUUUUUUUAAACAGUAACAAAGAUUACAACUCAGUCGCGAUGGUUUUACAGUGGCGUUAUGACAUCAGCGUGGAUUGGACGCUUUUUAGUCGAAUAUCGCUGCACUUUAAUCCGUUUUGCGUGGAAGUGUGUCUGAUUUAAGGACAAAUCAUUAUAGAAAGACUGUAUGUAUUUUACUUUGCUUUUCUGUCUUUUUCUUUAUUAAAAGAAAUAAUGCAGAAUAUCUAAGCAACAAGCGUCGCCAUACGAUGCGCACUUUCCCAAGGAAUAACGCAUCCUUCUUGCGCGGUGUUUUUGGAGAAAACCUCAACGUAUUCCCUCAUCAGUCUUACUUUGAUAAGGUCUGUGGUCGUUAUUAAGAUCAAAUCUGUUUUUUCCUUACCUGUAAAUACUGUGAAAAGUGCCUUUUUCUGUUUCCUAACGACAAGGAGACCAUGGCUUGCUUUCCAUGGCGGGUAUUUUGGAUAAUUCAAGCGCUUGUGGAUGUGACACUUUCGCAGGAAAUUUACGCUCCUCAUUCCAUCAGAAUUGAGGGGGAUUUGACCCUGGGUGGCCUUUUCCCGGUCCAUGCCCGUGGGGUCUCCGGGGAACCGUGUGGAGAUAUCAAGAAAGAAAACGGGAUACACCGGUUGGAGGCGAUGCUUUAUGCCUUGGACCAAAUCAACAGUGACGACGAGCUUUUGCCCAACAUCACUUUAGGUGCUCGGGUUUUAGACACAUGUUCGCGAGACACGUACGCUUUGGAGCAGUCGCUUACUUUUGUGCAAGCUCUCAUACAGAAAGACACGUCGGAUGUGAGGUGUACGAACGGAGAGCCCCCGGUGUUUGUCAAACCCGAAAAGGUGGUUGGAGUCAUAGGGGCUUCGGCGAGUUCAGUGUCCAUCAUGGUCGCAAAUAUACUGCGACUGUUCCAGAUUCCACAGAUCAGCUACGCCUCCACCGCUCCAGAACUGAGCGAUGACCGCCGGUACGAUUUCUUCUCUCGCGUCGUACCUCCCGACUCCUUCCAGGCGCAGGCCAUGGUGGAUAUAGUGAAAUCAAUGGGAUGGAACUACGUGUCUACGGUGGCCUCAGAGGGAAGCUAUGGCGAGAAAGGAGUCGAGGCCUUCAUGCAGAUUUCAAGAGAAGCGGGUGGAAUCUGCAUCGCUCAGUCCCUGAAGAUCCCUCAUGACCACAAGCAGGCUGAUUUUGACAAGAUUAUCCGACAGCUGCUGGAGACACGUCAUGCCCGGGCAGUCAUUAUUUUUGCUUACGACGAAGAUAUUCGGGGGAUCCUUAAUGCCAGUAAAAGAGCGGAUCAAGUGGGCCAUUUCCUGUGGAUUGGGUCGGAUAGCUGGGGAGCCAAGUACAGCCCUAUUCAAGGCCUCGAGGAUGCUGCCAUUGGCGCUGUCACCAUCCUGCCAAAAAGAGCCACUAUUGCUGUGUACCAAAGACAGUUUCAAAAACGUGGUUUGAAACCACCCCCGUUUCCUACCGUCACAAACAUGCAACCAAUCCUGUCAACGUGCGGAGACGGGCUUAUCCACCCUGAGCACAAAAACACCUUUAAGAAGGGACAGGAAAAAUCAGGUUUCGACGGCUACUUUACUACACGCACACUAGAAAACAACAGAAGAAACGUCUGGUUCGCUGAGUUCUGGGAGGAGAACUUCAACUGCAAGCUCAUGAGUUCCUCAAAGAGAGAAGACACUAGUAGAAAGUGCACAGGGCAAGAGCGAAUAGGAACAGACUCCAAAUAUGAGCAGGAAGGGAAGGUGCAGUUUGUGAUCGACGCGGUGUAUGCCAUGGCCCACGCCCUGCACAACAUGCAGAAGGACCUUUGUCCUGACCAGUCGGGAGUUUGUCAGGAGAUGGAGCACGCUGGUGGCAAGAAGCUCCUGAAGUACAUCCGGUCGGUCAGCUUCAACGGGAGCGCUGGAACGUCCGUCACAUUCAAUCGGAACGGUGACGCACCGGGACGAUACGAUCUUUUCCAGUACCAGAUGAGUGUCAACAGCACUCCUGGAUAUAGAGUUAUUGGACAGUGGACAGAAACUCUCCAACUUAACAUCGAUGACAUGCAGUGGCCCAACGGUGAGAUGGAAAUACCCAGUUCGGUCUGCAGUCUGCCCUGUAAGACGGGACAACGCAAGAAGAUGGUGAAAGGCAUGCCAUGCUGCUGGCACUGCGAGCCCUGUGAUGGCUACCAGUACCAGUACGACGAGACUUCUUGCAAGCUGUGUGCUUACAACAUGCGGCCAAACCCCAACCGGACGGCCUGCCAGCCCAUCCCAAUCGUCAAGCUGGAGUGGCAUUCUCCCUGGGCCGUCAUUCCUGUCUUUUUGGCUAUGCUCGGUAUCAUUGCCACUAUCUUCGUCAUGGCAACGUUCAUCCGCUACAAUGACACGCCAAUUGUAAGAGCAUCCGGGAGGGAGCUUAGCUACGUUCUGCUGACCGGGAUAUUCCUGUGUUACAUCAUCACCUUUGUAAUGAUUGCCACACCGGAUAUGGCCGUUUGCUCCUUUAGACGAAUCUUCCUCGGGUUGGGAAUGUGUAUCAGCUAUGCUGCUCUGCUCACUAAGACCAAUCGAAUCUACCGGAUCUUUGAGGAAGGGAAGAAGUCGGUUACUCCACCUAAACUGAUCAGCCCGACGUCUCAGUUAGCAAUCACGUCUAGCCUCAUCUCCGUCCAGCUCUUAGGGGUCCUCAUAUGGUUCGGAGUGGAUCCUCCGAACACCAUAAUUGAUUACGAUGAGCAGAAGACCAUAAACCCCGACAAGGCCCGAGGGGUUCUCAAGUGUGACAUUACAGACCUACAAAUCAUUUGCUCUUUAGGAUACAGCAUCUUGCUGAUGGUAACAUGUACGGUAUAUGCCAUCAAGACGCGAGGCGUUCCUGAAAACUUCAACGAAGCCAAACCCAUCGGCUUCACCAUGUACACCACUUGCAUUGUGUGGCUCGCCUUCAUUCCUAUUUUCUUUGGGACGGCACAAUCUGCAGAAAAGCUCUACAUCCAGACCACCACACUGACCAUCUCCAUGAAUCUGAGUGCGUCCGUGGCUCUGGGAAUGCUUUAUAUGCCCAAGGUCUACGUCAUCAUCUUCCACCCGGAGCUCAAUGUACAGAAGCGGAAGCGGAGCUUUAAGGCCGUGGUGACGGCGGCCACCAUGUCCUCACGUCUAUCGCACAAACCCAGCGACCGACCAAACGGCGAGGCCAAAACCGAACUGUGUGAAAAUGUGGAUCCCAACAGCUAAUUCUCGAAAUUUAUCAGGUCCGGCCGCUAAGAAGAAAUACGUGAGUUACAAUGACCUUGUGAUCUGAGGGCCUCCAUCACAGGAGGAAGGUGAUCGAUGACAGUUCCUGGUUUCUCUCGGCUCUUUGGCACAAAAGUAAAGCAAGAAAAAGGCUUUCGGUGUACCUCUGUUUCCAUCCUUCUUUUGCCUGAGGGCCAGGACAGUGAUUGGGCCCUCAGCUAAACCAACGACAGAGGAUCUCAGUUAAUUUUUGACACCUUUAAGAAAAAUAAAAAGGCAAAACAACCCCCCCCCCCCAAAAAAAAGAAAAAAAAAAGAAAAAUAUAUAUAUAAAAAAAAAAUAUAUAAAAAAUGAAUUGACAUCUGCAAAAAACACAGUAGCAGGAAUCAAUGGAUUUGUCAAUGGUACAACCAGAGGAAAUAAAUUUUGUUGUUGGUUUUUCUUUUCUGAUGGAGGAAACUGAUGGGGUGCAACAGUGGCACAACACGACUGAUCGCCUGUCAGUCAACGAUUGAGGUUGCACUUGCCGUGAUGGACGUUCGACAAGGCAUUUGUUCUGAUAAUCCAUCACAGACUUUAUUCAGGGCGCUGAUGAAUCGACAUGGCUUUGGAAUGCUGGACCGAGAGGUCCUCCUCAUCUUUAAAUGUACUUCCAAACUGCAAGUUUUUUUGGGAUUUUCCGUGCAUAUUUGUGUGGAUCUUUCAGCAUUUUCCUUUUCCUUUGCUGUUGGGAUUUUUACGUUUCCGUUUUUUUCUUUCAUUUUCAUUGCCUUUCUGGAUGCACAUUGUAUUAAAGCCAUAUUCUUCUCUAUGAGAUCUCAUUCCUGGAAUAUUUUCUGUUUUACUCUCUUUAUUUUGAGGAGUACUAUUUGUUUUCCCCCUUUAACAUGAUAAAUGUGACCGUAUGCCUCACAUUUUUUGACAUUCUCACCAUGUUUGUAAGGGUUUGUAGACCAUCGACUGUGUUGUUAGUGACUUUGAGAGAUGUUGCAUUGGUUUUACAGUAACUAAACCCCGGUGACCGAUGGUGUUUCAGAAUUCUUUUUUAAAGAAAGUGUUCACGUAGCAGUUGUCAAUGCAUGCUUGAUAUGUUUGAUGUUGAAGUAAAUGAAAAUCUCACCACAGUUCUCUCACACUGGCCUGUUUACAGAUAAUUUUAAAAGCCUUUAUUGAUUUCUCUCUUUCUUCUUAAGUACUAUCUCAUGAAUUUCUCAGACAUUCACUCACUCAAGGCAGAAUAUGGCUUUAAUUUGUCUUGGAAUUUUUAACUGCCCCAGAACUUAUGGAGAAAUUGUGCAAAAGAUAUGAAUAUAUAUUUAAAAAAAUAUAUGAAAAAAAAUAAAUAAAAAGCAUGUAUGUUUUAUACUGUUUGUACUAAGUAUUCAUGUUGCCCUUGCUGCUUAUGUGCUGAUAUUGUGGAAGACUUUUAUGUUUGGCCACUCAUGCAACUAUACUGUGGUGUUGUCCAAGAAUGUACCAACAUGAAAUAAAACCAUUUGGUUAUUUUUUA